AUGGCUACAACAUCACCAUCCUUGCCUGAACAGCAACAACCUCAGGAAGUGGUGCCUAAUCCCGAAACUGUGCCGAGCAGUUCGAGGCAGUCUUCAGGAUCUAUCGGGCCAUUUUUUGCAGUCAUCUCCGUGCUAGCGGUUCUCACAGUUAUUUCGUGCUUUUUGGGAAGGAUUUGUGCACGUCGGACAGUGACACCAUUGGAAAGUAUCAGUCAUGGGGACUGUUUUGGCUGGGUGAAGCGAAAAUGUAGUCGCGGCGUGGCCUGUGUUGGAUCAAAAGCAAUGGCUGCUGAAAAAGGAAGCAAUGAUGGUUAG
This is a messenger RNA of Cornus florida, 315 nucleotides long. RefSeq lists its product as uncharacterized. The record is from RefSeq and is a predicted model, not a curated record. Bases 1 to 315 code for a protein of 104 amino acids. The transcript has a single exon. NCBI's taxonomy places the organism in Eukaryota, Viridiplantae, Streptophyta, Magnoliopsida, Cornales, Cornaceae.